Molecule: messenger RNA, 1426 nt
Organism: Lycium barbarum (goji berry)
Lineage: Eukaryota; Viridiplantae; Streptophyta; Magnoliopsida; Solanales; Solanaceae
Product: phytochromobilin:ferredoxin oxidoreductase, chloroplastic
Exons: 8
Coding region: 91-1131 (346 amino acids)
Biological process (GO): phytochromobilin biosynthetic process
Molecular function (GO): phytochromobilin:ferredoxin oxidoreductase activity; cobalt ion binding
Source: RefSeq, a predicted model, not a curated record
UGGAGCUAGCAGCAAAAUUCUUUCAAUUUUUUUUUAAAAGAAACAAAAAUGGAGUUUUGAAACACUUGAAGAUUUUAUCUUUUAGUUUCAAUGGAGUGUUUUACCUCAACCCCAUGUUCCUUUUCUUCUUAUUUUACCUCACUAAGCUGGUUUUCACCUUUUUUUGGACUGAAAAAAAGUAACAGUAAAAUUAGUUUGAAUAGAAAAUGUAGAAGUAAGUGCAUGAUGAGUACUAUGAGCCAUACAGUAAAUGAAAGUUCUGUUUUUUCUUACAAGAAGUUGAUUCAUUUUGCUUUAGAAAAAACUAAUCCACAUACCAAUUUGGUCUCUUCUCCAAUACAGGAGAAAUACAGUUCUUUGUUGGCCAUGGAUGAAAAAACGGAGCUACAAAUGCUUUCUUUUGAAGCCCCUAAAAUUCGACUCCUUCGCAGUCUAUGUAUUGAAGGGAACGACGGCAUGCAGGUAUUGGAUUUUGCUGCAUUCCCAAAACCGGAAUUUGAUCUGCCUAUCUUCUGUGCCAACUUUUUCACUGCUGCUAAGAUGAACAUAAUUGUACUGGACCUCAACCCAUUGCAUGACAUCAUGGAUCAAGAAGAUUACAAGGAGAAGUACUAUAAAGACUUGAUUCCUCUAGGCCUCAAGUAUUCCGAGCUUUUACCCUGGGGAGGGAAGCUCACCAGCGAGUCUCUGCGAUUUUUUUCACCAAUAGUCAUAUGGACAAGAUUCUCGUCUAGUCCAGACAGCCAUUUGGUUUUGUUUUCUGCAUUCAAGGAUUAUUACCAGGCAUGGCUUGGGCUGAUGGACAGAUCAGAAGAGGAGACGGAUACGUCUCAAUUCGCUCGCAAUUGCGAAGCUCAGCAUAGAUACUUGACAUGGAGAGCUGAAAAAGAUCCAGGACACGGAGUUUUGAAAAGACUGGUAGGGGAAGAUCUUGCCAAGGAUGUGAUUAGGGAAUUCUUAUUCAAUGGUGUUAACGAGCUUGGGAGCAAAACAUUUCUUGAUUACUUUCCAGAAUAUAGAUGUGAAGAUGGUAAAGUAAAUGAAAAGCGCAGUAUGAUUGGGAAAUCAUUCGAAAAUCGACCAUGGGAUGCAAGAGGAGAAUUCAUAGGUGACCGCGUUAAGAUAGUCUGAUGUAAUUUUGGCAAUUUGGUUUUAUUUUUCUUUACCUCGUCUCUCUCAGUUAGCCGAUCCCAACUUGUUUGGGAUUGAGUAACGGCAACAGAUAUUGUUGUCAUUGUUGUAAUAGUAGUAGUAGUAGUCUCCUCUGCCAAUGUCAAUCUUGACCAUCGGAUGCAAGAUGAGAUUCAUAAGUGAUAGGGUUGGAUCAUCUGUUCUAAUUUUCUUAAGUUCUCUUUAUUUUUAUUUAUUCAAUCUCUGUUAAUGUAAAUAGUGCAUCAUAUCCCCAAGCUACUGUCUUCAUUUCCCA